AUGAUGAAUGGACGAAUUACAUCUUUCUAUUUUGAGAAGUUUCCACCGUCGUAUCGUGAGCAAGAUCUAUGGAAAGUGUUUCAGAGGUGGGGCAGAGUGUGGGAGGUCUUCAUUGCUGCAAGAAGGAAUGCUAAAGGAUACUUGUAUGGGUUCGUCAAGUUCAUUGACGUGUGGGACGUAAAAGCACUGGAGGUUCGGCUGGAUAAAUUCUACAUUGGGAGUGUUAAGCUCAACGUAAACAUCUCAAGGUUCUCUAAGGAAGAAACGAGGAAGAAGAAACAUGAGACAAAAAUAUAUCGACGAGAGGCUGGAAGGAAGGACACCCAAAGGUCAUACGUUGAUGUGGUUAACGGAAAUGCAGUCCAAAAUAUAUACCAGGAGGUGAAGACGGUAGUCCCACGAUCCCGUCAUACAAGGGCGAUAAGGACAAAGAAGGUGAUGUGGUGUGAGAAAAAACCAUCAAUCCAAGGUAAUAGUGAGGACGAAGAAUGGACUGAAAUUACAAUGAAAGUGCCCGAGGUGUGUAGUGAAUGGCUUCGGGAGAGUUGGGUGGCAAGGUUACACUCACUGGAGGAUUUUGACAGACUGGAAGGGCUACAAGCAUUGCAUGGGAACGAAAAGGUACGUCUAAGAUACUUUGGAGAUGAUUUAGUCUUGAUUUCAGGCUUGCAGGAGAUGGAUCUUAUGGAAGCAGAGAAGGGAGAAAAUAGUGAGUUUUGGGCAUUGUUCUAUGAUAUCAACCGUUGGGAUCCGACAACAUUGCCUGGGUCUCGAUUAACGUGGGUGAGGUGUUACGGGGUCCCUUUGCAUAUGUGGAAUGAACAAUGUUUUUCUCAGGUGGUGUGCAUGCAAGGGUCUUUGGUUAAGGUGGAUUCAGAUACUGCCACGUUCAAGACAAUUGAGAGUGCGAGGCUGCUUAUUAAAACUUCAUCACAACUACCCAUCCAACAACAUUCCCGGUUCAAGAUCAAUGGAAUACGAACACAAAUCAGACUAGUCGAAGAAACAGCGGGGUUAUACCCAAACUGCAAGUGUUACCUAUGGAGGGACAACUCAUGUAUUCGACCUCGAAUAAACGUGUUAAGGUUCAUAGUCGACCUCGAAUAA
Messenger RNA from Cajanus cajan (pigeon pea), 1107 nucleotides. RefSeq lists its product as uncharacterized. Gene Ontology annotation, molecular function: RNA binding. The record is from RefSeq and is a predicted model, not a curated record. NCBI's taxonomy places the organism in Eukaryota, Viridiplantae, Streptophyta, Magnoliopsida, Fabales, Fabaceae.